AUGGCAGGCGGGGUGGGUUACGGAGGAUACGGACUCGGCUACGGCAGUGGCUAUGGCCUUGGAUAUGGGGGAGGCCUGGGAGUCGGAGGUGCGGGUGCCGGCGGCGUGGGUGCUGGCGGUGUUGGUGUCGGCAGCAGCGUGGCCCUUCUUCGCGGUGGACCUGGACUGUACAAGGCUGUACCCGGCCCUGCCUUCCUGGUCAGGACCAUCCACCAAGUUAACAAGCUGUCCAGCGGCGGAGCACUGGUCGCACACUCCGGCCUCGGAGCAGGAUCAUACGUUGGAGGCGCCGGACUCGGUGGGGGCUACGGAGGUGGCUUGGGAUAUGGCAGCGGUUUAGGAUAUGGUGGCGGUUUGGGAUAUGGCGGCGGUUCGGGAUACGGAGGUGGUCUGGGAUACGGCGGCGGCUACGGAUACGGCGGCUACGGUUACAAGGGUUGAUUGGGCUGCUGACUUAUGUGAUAAUUUUCAUCUCACAGGGUAACUCAUCGCCAAAAAGUCACCGCCGGCAGAGAAACCGGCCAACGCAAGUCUGAAAAUAGAUUCAGCCCACAGCAGGAAAAGUGCAAAUAUGGUUGAUUUGAGUAGUUGGCUGAAUUGGAACGUCAUCACAAUUAUAGAAAAGCAAAAAAAAAAAUUACUGUUCAACUAUAGUAAUCGCCACCGCUGAUGAUGCAAUGUAUUUUACUGUUUCACGUUCGCCGUCAAGACGAGUCAUUUGAUGUGCGAUUUUUUAAAUAUAUUGAGGUCACUAUAACAACCCUGAACUGAAAACAUUGGGUUGUCCCGGUGCCAUCGUUAAUAAAUUAUUCAUUCAUAGAACGCGCGCUUAAAGAAAAGGAGGACUUGCAGGUAUUUGGUAACAUUGCAGCUUAUGAUGAAAAAGAAAAUGCCACAAGUUAGCAUGUCCUUAUCGUGC
Messenger RNA from Dermacentor andersoni, 919 nucleotides. RefSeq lists its product as uncharacterized. The record is from RefSeq and is a predicted model, not a curated record. Lineage: Eukaryota; Metazoa; Arthropoda; Arachnida; Ixodida; Ixodidae.